Molecule: messenger RNA, 1029 nt
Organism: Nematolebias whitei (Rio pearlfish)
Lineage: Eukaryota; Metazoa; Chordata; Actinopteri; Cyprinodontiformes; Rivulidae
Product: P2Y purinoceptor 14
Exons: 1
Coding region: 1-1029 (342 amino acids)
Biological process (GO): G protein-coupled receptor signaling pathway
Cellular component (GO): membrane
Molecular function (GO): G protein-coupled purinergic nucleotide receptor activity
Source: RefSeq, a predicted model, not a curated record
AUGGAUCAUCUGAACACCUCCAGCAACCAAUCGGACUUCAGCAGCAUCUUCACCAAGCAAGUCCUGCCCCCACUCUACCUCACCAUCUUCAUUGUGGGCCUGUGUCUGAAUGGAGUGGCCGCCUGGAUCUUCUUCAGGGUGCUGGCAGACUCAGGUCUGGUGGUCUACCUGAAGAACAUAGUGGUGGCUGACCUCCUCAUGCUGUCCUCCUACCCCUUCAGGGUGGUGGCUAGCAUGGGCUUUGGCGGCGGGUACCUCCAAGCGAUCAGCUGCCGCUACACUGCUGUGCUCUUCUACUUCUCCAUGUAUGUCGGGAUCCUCUUCAUCGGCUUUAUCAGCCUCGAGCGAUAUGUCAAGGUGGUCCACCACACGCCAUCUUCUUCCGCAUCCUCCUGCAGGUCCAGAUUUCAUGGGGUGUCCAUGCUGCAGCGACUGCAGAGCCCAAAGUUUGCUCGCAUGCUGGCACUGCUCACCUGGGGGCUCCUCCUCCUGUGCUGCCUGCCUAACGCCAUCUUAACGAACUGGCCGGUAAAUAAAGAUAAGCUCUCGAAUUGCAUGAAGCUGAAGACGCCGCUGGGCAAGCAGUGGCACCAGGUGUCCUCUUUCGUCAGUGUGUCCCUGUUCUGGGUGACGAUGGUCUCUGUGGUCUUUUCCUACACUUCCAUCGCCCGCCAGGUGUACAAGUCGUACCGCCGGGUGCGCCAAGACAACGGCGACAUCUGCCGCAGGUCCAACCGGAGCAUCUUCAGCAUCCUGGCGGUGUUCUUCAUCUGCUUCGUCCCGUACCACGUGUGCCGCGUGCCCUUCACUCUGAGCCAGAUGCCGUGGUCUGGCUUUAGCUGGGACGUCCGCUUCCUGCUUUACCAGAUAAAGGAGGGGACGCUCUUCCUGUCAGCACUGAACGUCUGCCUCGACCCUGUGAUCUACUUCCUGAUGUGCCGCACCUUCAGAGAGUCGCUGCUGAGGAAACUGUCAGGAAGAAAAAGGAGGAGGUCCCUGACCACGGCACAGAGUCUCAGCAACAUCUAG